CACACAUGGCUUAAAGUGCGAGAAAGUGUAUACUUGCAUUGAAGAAGGCAGACGUGCUUUUGCGUUUUCGUAUCGAAAUUGAUUGGAUCAUACAUCCAACAAUCCACUUCACUGGAAUAUUUCUAGUAUAAAUAUUAACAUUUCAUCUCGCAAACAUCGUAGAAAGUGCAAUAGUUACGCGAUUGAAGUACACAUUCUAAAACAGCCAACCAUUGCAAGAUCUCCUUUGAAAGUUAAUUUUUAUGGAGGCUGUAAACUAGUUCACUAGUAUAUUUGACCAUUCGAAUAGAACCAUUACAUUUUAAAGAAGCAUAUACUUCCAUGCUGCAACGUUGUGAUAAGGAGUAGAGCGGAAUGAAUUUUGCAAUAAUUUCCGCAUUUUGUGUCCUGAAUCUCAUCUACUGCGUGCUCGGCGGAUUGUCUGGGUUAUAUGUGGAUAAUGGAGCCGGACAAACUGUGAUGGAUACAAUGAUGAGUACCGAUGACCAACUCGAAAUUGAACAUGAAAUAUUAGAGCUGCUUGGACUUCCCGAGAGGCCUCGAAAACGCCACUUGCACUCAUCAAUAAGUAAAUCAGCCCCACAAUUUCUAUUGAACGUGUAUGAUAAAUUAUCGUCGGAUACCAGCAAUAACCAUAACCGUCAUGUCCGAAGCGCUGAUGACGUUGAUGUCUUAUUUACUGAAGCAGAUAAUAAGGCGAUUGAUCAGAGUGAUAUCAUUAUGACAUUUUUGAAUAAAAAUCACCAUGUUUCGGAAGUGCGCCAUGAGAAAGGACGCCGCUUAUGGUUUGAUGUAAACGAAAUGGAAGAUGACGCUGAACUGAUUUUAGCUGAAUUGAGAUUGUAUCAAAGGCAUGAGCUUAACAAGUAUGGCACUGACGAGGUUAAUAUUACGGUCGCUGUCUAUUCAAUCAUCAAUUUGGAUGGUGAAAAAGAGCUUGCAAAAAUUGCAGAAGUAGACCUACCCCACUAUGACGGAUGGAUUGAACUAAAUGUCACUAGUACUGUCAUGCAAUGGACAACCGAUGCAAGUUCCAACAAAGGAUUCUAUAUAGGAGCAUAUCUGAAGAAUCGUCCAGAUAGAGAAAUUAAGCUGGAUGAAAUUGGUUUGGUAAAUGCUAGAGGAGACGAUAAAUAUCAACCUUUCCUGGUUGCCUAUUGCAGAAGUCCUCAGAUUGUCAAGCCCGUUUUGCAUAGUCUUUCAAGAAGCAAAAGAAACACACAGAGAAAGCGCAAGAAUAAGUCGGAAAAUCGAAACCCGUUGAUCGAGUUACCCAUAGAUCACCAUAAGAGCUGCCAGAUUAAAACACUCUAUGUAAGCUUCAAGGAUUUGAACUGGCAGGACUGGAUAAUUGCACCGGAGGGUUAUGGAGCAUUCUUCUGCAGUGGAGAGUGCAACUUCCCACUAAAUGCUCAUAUGAAUGCGACAAACCAUGCCAUUGUACAGACGCUCGUACACUUAAUGCACCCAAGUAAAGUGCCUAAACCGUGCUGCGCUCCUACAAAGCUGAUACCAAUCUCGGUGCUAUACCACAUAGAUGAAUCUAAUGUAAAUUUGAAGAAGUAUAAAAACAUGGUGGUCAAAAGCUGCGGAUGUCACUGAUUGUGCUUAAGUAAAUAAGGAUUUGUCAAAUGAAAACAAAUUAUCAUAAAGAUCAAUCAACAGUGCUACUGUGAAUGUAUGAUCAAGUUUUUUUUCUUAACUAAUCUUCUAUGCCUCCAAAUUUUCUAUAUUGCCAACCUCAACCCCUCUACCGGCAGCAUAAUU
Aedes aegypti (yellow fever mosquito) is the source of this 1767-nucleotide messenger RNA. It is a transcript of the gene gbb, whose product is annotated as protein 60A. Gene Ontology annotation, cellular component: extracellular region. Bases 355 to 1602 code for a protein of 415 amino acids. Gene Ontology annotation, biological process: BMP signaling pathway; SMAD protein signal transduction. Lineage: Eukaryota; Metazoa; Arthropoda; Insecta; Diptera; Culicidae. The record is from RefSeq and is a predicted model, not a curated record. The transcript is spliced from 7 exons. Gene Ontology annotation, molecular function: growth factor activity; cytokine activity.